Nymphaea colorata (pocket water lily) is the source of this 1762-nucleotide messenger RNA. Its product is annotated as ultraviolet-B receptor UVR8-like. Bases 403 to 1596 code for a protein of 397 amino acids. NCBI's taxonomy places the organism in Eukaryota, Viridiplantae, Streptophyta, Magnoliopsida, Nymphaeales, Nymphaeaceae. The transcript is spliced from 12 exons. The record is from RefSeq and is a predicted model, not a curated record.
CGGUCCUUAUUGAUAACUAAGAGGAAAAUUUUGGAGUAUACUGAAAGCCUAAUCCCAGAACGACCUGCGACCAAAGGAAACUAUUGGCUCAAACCCCAAAAUAAAAUCUGUUUGCUUAGGAAAGCUUUUCAUAGGAUCAAUUUUUCUGUAGCAGUUCUCAAAGAGUCGGUGGGGCUCAACUGGAGCGACAAAAUUUCCAAAAAAAACUCGUAGCGAGUUUCGUUGCUCUACGAUUAACAACGAGAGCAGAGGGAUGGGGUCCUUUGCAUCGAUGCGCGAGCCACUUGCUCCAACUCUUUCCUGAUUCCCUCCAAAAACUUGCUCAGUAUUUCUCCUCUUAUCAGCAGGGGUUGUUGCCCUUCCACACCUCUAGUAGCCGUGGCAGGCCUUGCACAAGCGUUCAUGGCUGCCGCUCAAACCUCAACCUCUAUCGUCUUGUCAUGGGGCUCUGGUGAAGAUGGGCAGUUGGGUAUUGGAAACUCGGAGGAGAAGGAUUGGGUUUGCUCUGUUAGUGCUCUUGAAGGUCAAGGCGUCUGUGGUGUUGUUGCUGGUAGUAGAAAUUCACUGGCAAUCUGCGAUGAUGGGAGGUUGUUUACUUGGGGAUGGAACCAAAGAGGCACGUUAGGCCACGACUCUGAUGCGCAGUCUGCCGAAUCCAAAACCAAAGACACACCCAUUCAGGUCAAAGCAUUGGGGCAUGCGAGCAUUGUGCAGGCUGCGAUUGGGGGAUGGCACUGCUUGGCCGUUGAUGAUCAAGGCCGUGCGUACGCUUGGGGUGGGAAUGAGUAUGGGCAGUGUGGUGAGGAGCCUAUUCUGAAGGAUGAUAAUACCCGAGCUCUCAGGAAAAAAGUUGUCAUCCCACAACGAUGUGCUCCCAAGCUUUCCGUUCGACAGGUGGCUGCCGGAGGUACACAUUCUGUCGUGCUCACAAAUGACGGGCAUGUUUGGACAUGGGGCCAACCUUGGCCACCAGGUGAUAUAAAGCAGAUUUCAACUCCUGUACGAGUUCAAGGCCUAGAGAAGGUCAGGCUUAUUGCUGUUGGUGCAUUUCAUAAUCUAGCUCUUCUCGAGGAUGGAGUGUUGUGGGCAUGGGGUAAUAAUGAGUACGGUCAGCUGGGAACUGCAGAUACCCAGCCAAGAUCACAGCCUAUUCCUGUUGAGGGUCUCUCAGGGCUCACCUUGGCUGACAUUGCUGCUGGAGGAUGGCAUUCUACUGCGUUGACUGAUGAUGGAGAGGUUUAUGCAUGGGGGCGAGGUGAGCAUGGUAGGCUUGGCUUUGGUGAUGACAAGAGCAGCAAAAUGGUUCCUCAGAAAGUGAAUCUUCUCUCUGGCUUGGGGAUUGCUCAGAUUUCAUGUGGAGGAACUCAUUCCGUUGCUCGAACCCGUGAUGGUCGUAUGUUCUCGUUUGGACGAGGAGAUCAUGGACGUCUGGGUUAUGGUCGUAAAGUGACAACUGGUCAACCGAUGGAGGUUCCAAUAGGCCUUCCGCCACCAAAGGGACUUGAAGAUACAGAAGGGCGCUGGUUCGUGGAACAGGUUGCCUGUGGUGGGCGACACACGCUUGCAAUUGCCUCAUGGAUCAGUGAGCCACAGUAGUUGAUAUCUGGUUCAUGUUUGAUAAUAAGUUUCCAUAUGAUGAUAAUUAGGGAACGGAAAGGAAUGCAUUAGAAUUGAUAAUAUGGAAAAGAAAAAAGGGGAACUUCAAUUGUAAUAAAGUUAUAAAAGCAAGAUAAAAACUCAAUUAAUCGAAAAUUUUACUGUA